Serendipita indica DSM 11827 is the source of this 774-nucleotide messenger RNA. The record is from the annotation of a GenBank genome assembly. Lineage: Eukaryota; Fungi; Basidiomycota; Agaricomycetes; Sebacinales; Serendipitaceae.
AUGUCUAAUCCUCUCGAUCCCGUCAACCCUCUCGAUCCCGUAAAGACUGUGCGUGCCAUUUUCUGGUCAUACGCGCGUUUGUCGUCGCAUGCCACAAGCGGAUACUUGAUCGACGCGCAAUCGCGAGCAAAACUUGCAUUCAAGGCUUCAGCUAACGUGAUUGUUCAACAGGAAGAGGAACAUGAUCCUCAUUACGAGCCCGUUAUCCGCCUCACGGAUAAGGAUCAAGUAGAAGUCAAGACGCACGAGGAAGACGAAGACGUCAAGUUUAAAAUGCGUGCCAAACUCUUCCGAUUCGACCCCGACUCGUCCGAGUGGAAAGAGAGGGGAACAGGAGAUGUACGGCUACUCGCCCACAAGACGACGGGUAAAAUCCGACUCGUAAUGAGACGUGACAAGACGCUCAAAGUGUGCGCCAACCACGCCAUCACACCGGAAAUGACCCUCCAGCCAAACAUUGGCUCUGACCGCUCGUGGGUGUGGAAGACACUUGCAGAUAUGGCAGAGGGUGCCCCGUCUGCGGAGACGCUGGCCAUCCGAUUCGCAAACUCGGAUAGCAAGUCUUAUGCAAACCAGUUCAAGGAGGCGUUUGAAGAUGCGCAAAAGGUCAACAAGGAAAUUUCCUCUGGCAACAAGCCGGAGACUGUCGAGACAAGUUCAACCGAUCCCGCUGGACCGUCCGCCGCAACUGCAAAGGAGGCCACCGACAAGCAAAAUGCUGCUGCCGAAGGGUCUGCUCCAGAGUCAGAGGCCGUAAAGACGACCACAGAGUAG